Molecule: messenger RNA, 875 nt
Organism: Solanum dulcamara
Lineage: Eukaryota; Viridiplantae; Streptophyta; Magnoliopsida; Solanales; Solanaceae
Product: zinc finger protein ZAT10-like
Exons: 1
Coding region: 107-706 (199 amino acids)
Molecular function (GO): DNA-binding transcription factor activity
Source: RefSeq, a predicted model, not a curated record
CUCACCACUUCACUCACUCACCAUCACCAAACCUUAAUUCCAACUCUUCUCUCUUCUUUCCACUUACAAAUUUCUUCUUUGUUCAUUAAGAAAAAACCAACUAGUAAUGGCACUUGAAGCUUUGAACUCUCCAACCACCACAACUCCACCAUCAAUUUUCCAAUUCCAAAAUAACACUAGUCAAAAUUACCUUGAAUCAUGGACCAAGGGCAAGAUCAGAUCGAAACGACCUCGUAGCUUCGUCAUGGAGGAGCAACAACCAAUAAUUAGCGAAGAUGAAGAAUACUUAGCUUUGUGUCUACUCAUGCUCGCACGCAACAGUAAGAAUAACGAUUUGUAUAAGUGUUCAGUUUGCGGUAAAUGUUUUGGAUCUUAUCAAGCUUUAGGAGGACACAAAACUAGUCACCGUAAACUAGUAGAUAAAGUCUACGAACACUCUGUAAUUACCACUAGCGUAAGUGGAAGGACUCACGAGUGCUCCGUUUGCCAUAAGACUUUUCCAACUGGACAAGCUUUGGGUGGUCACAAAAGGCGACACUAUGAAGGGAAGGUGACGUCAUCAUUAUCGUCGGACGGUGUGGGGUGCGCCAACAAAUUUGACUUGAAUAUUCCGGCAAUGUCGGAAUAUUGGCCGGGUUUUGGCUCUGACGAGGAUGACGUGGAAAGUCCUCAUCCAGCUAAGAAAUCAAGACAAUUAAUAUUUUGAGAAGUUCAAGCAUAGUAGUAAUGCUUUAAUUUAAUUAGUUGUUACAUGUCUAUUUGGGUGGACGGAAAAAGAUAUAUAUUUUUUUGUAAUUAUUGAAUACACUUGGAGAAAAUGAUUAUUUGAUUAAUUCAUUUUAUUAAACACUAAAUUAUAAAUCAAUCAUUUGCAA